Messenger RNA from Prunus armeniaca (apricot), 219 nucleotides. NCBI's taxonomy places the organism in Eukaryota, Viridiplantae, Streptophyta, Magnoliopsida, Rosales, Rosaceae. The record is from the annotation of a GenBank genome assembly.
AUGUCGACAGGAGCUGUGCGUAGGAUGUGCAAGGAUGCCGACAACACUAGGCACAAGGCUACAACACGCAAGGCAGCUAUGCGCAGAGUAGCGUUGGCAGGCAGCGCACGCAGCGUGUGUGCAGACUGUGCAACGCAUGUAGGUAGAUCGUGGCUAGACGUUGCAUUUUGGCUCAAAACAUGCUGGAGUGGGUCUAGGACGUGGCAAAACGGUUUUUGA